This is a messenger RNA of Planococcus citri (citrus mealybug), 781 nucleotides long. Its product is annotated as mediator of RNA polymerase II transcription subunit 11-like. Gene Ontology annotation, biological process: regulation of transcription by RNA polymerase II. Gene Ontology annotation, cellular component: mediator complex. Gene Ontology annotation, molecular function: transcription coregulator activity. The transcript has 3 exons. NCBI's taxonomy places the organism in Eukaryota, Metazoa, Arthropoda, Insecta, Hemiptera, Pseudococcidae. The coding region runs from base 118 to 498 and encodes 126 amino acids. The record is from RefSeq and is a predicted model, not a curated record.
CAAAAAAAAUUGAUUUUUCGAUAAAAGAAAAAUUUCGAGCUUUCGCAAUUUGCAGUAAAGUUAUCGUAUUAAAUAAAUGCUCGAGUGUUUAAAUAAACACCCAACUCUAGUAAAAAGAUGUCCGCAGCCCCUGUGGACAAAAUCAAAGCUCUAGACGAGAUAGAAAAGGAUAUAAUUACAUGUCUACAAAGCGCAGGUCAAGCAUUUCUAGAGCUGAGUAAAGAAAAAUCUAGCCUGAAACAAGUCGAAAGUCACACCAACCAGUUCCUAAAAACGUUGGGUAACGUGGAAGCCAAACUCACCGAUCAAAUCAACUACCUCACUCAAGUAUCGACCGGGCAACCACACGAAGGCUCCGGAUACGCCUCGCAGAAAGUAUUACAAAUGGCUUGGCAUCGACUGGAACAUGCCAAAAGUAGAGUCAACGAAUUGGAUCGAAUUAAGAAUAAACAUUUGCACGACAGAGUUACGAAUAAAAAACCGAGAAAAUUCGAGUAACUUGUCGUAAAAUGAUACUUUAACCAAAGAAUUGCCUACGCAUAAGUUUCGUAUGCGUUAUUUUUUUUAUAAGUUCGGGGAUUGGAUUGAUUUAUUGGAGGUUAAUAAUUUUGUUGGACGAGUGAAUUAUUUCGGAUACUGUAAAUCCUUUAACUAUACCUAUCCUAAUUAUUGUGUUGAAUUAAGUAGUAUGUAUUUAAGUGGCCCAAUUUUAAUGUAUCUUUGAGUAUAUUUUUUGUAAUCGUCAUUGCAAAUGUGUGAUUAAUCAAAAGAUUUUUACGUA